Molecule: messenger RNA, 336 nt
Organism: Medioppia subpectinata
Lineage: Eukaryota; Metazoa; Arthropoda; Arachnida; Sarcoptiformes; Oppiidae
Source: the annotation of a GenBank genome assembly
AUUUAUACUUUUAUAUUUCUAAUUAUUGGCAAAUAAUAAUAAAUCAUGAAAAUACUGGUGCUAUUACUGCUGGCCUGUGCCGGCUGUUUGGCCGAAAAUAUCAACAACCGUUUGGACUGCUAUUUGGAGAUUGAUAUGCAAGUGAAUGAACAACAAUGUAAAGAUAGGGGCUGUAUAUGGGACUCAAAGCCACGGCCCCCGGGAGUGCCCGUAUGUUAUUUGGACCCAAAACAAGUCGGCUAUAAAGUGCCCGCAGGUGUCAAGAAGACCGACACCGGACUGGAGGCCGAUCUCCACCUCAAAGAUACGGCCAAACGUACCCUCAAAUCCAUGCCA